Molecule: messenger RNA, 2719 nt
Organism: Betta splendens (Siamese fighting fish)
Lineage: Eukaryota; Metazoa; Chordata; Actinopteri; Anabantiformes; Osphronemidae
Gene: irf2bp2a
Product: interferon regulatory factor 2 binding protein 2a
Exons: 2
Coding region: 764-2317 (517 amino acids)
Biological process (GO): regulation of transcription by RNA polymerase II
Cellular component (GO): nucleus
Molecular function (GO): transcription corepressor activity
Source: RefSeq, a predicted model, not a curated record
AGUAGCAGCUCAUGGCGUCGGGGCGCUGUGCAUUGAGAAAAACAAGCUGCGGCGAGCGCGUUCUCAGCCUGAGCCGGAUCACGCUCCGAAUUUAGGACAAAGCCGCCGUCAAACUGGAGGCGAUGACGCGCCUGGCGCUCCGCAGCUACCGACGCUAGGCACCGACACGACGGAAAACCGAGUUUCUCGCCGCGGCCACGCGCGCAGAUAUUAUUGUGCAGGUCGGGUGAUAAUAAUAAGCCGAGCAGCGGGGUUAUUCCCUUCAGGCGGCGGCGGCGGCGGCGUGUAAAGGCUGAACUGGGUGCAGUUCUGGACGACGUUCGAGCGAUUAAAUUAAUAAUAAUGAUAAUCAUAAAAAUAAGCAGCGGGUGACAGAGGCUGCAGUGAAGUGGAGUGGGAGAGAGAGGAAGACGAGGAGAGAGGAGGAGGAGGGGGGGUCUGUCGAAGAAAUCAAGUCAAUAGAAACUGAAGUGGAAGCAGGCGUUUAGAGCUCCGUGGUGACGUCACUGCUCCACAUUGAGCCAGUAGUAGAGACUCAGUGGAGAUAGAUAGAGGAGCGCUGUAGUAAAGUACACACCGACAUGAACUUCUCCCUGUAAAACUUCACCGUUGUCGCUCCGAUCGUCGGGACAGGACCGGUUUCUCGCUUUUUCGCCUCGACGGACGGAACUUGCUCUUUGUUCGCUUUUAACGGGAGCCCGGAGGAAAGCGGGGCACGAAGACGCAUUUUGGGCUUCUUUUCGGGGGGCAGACGACGAGAGCCAUGUCGUCCGCGGCGGUUGCUGCUUCUUCCAGGAGGCAGUCGUGUUAUUUAUGCGACCUGCCCCGCAUGCCGUGGGCCAUGAUCUGGGAUUUUACCGAGCCCGUCUGCAGAGGAUGUGUCAACUACGAGGGAGCCGACCGCAUUGAGUUCGUCAUCGAGACCGCGCGGCAGCUCAAGCGGGCUCACGGCUUUCAGGAAGGCAGGUCCCCGGGGCCCGGCAAGGCGCAGCUCUCCGGCAAAGACAUCCAGGCGAUCAACCACGCCGCGGCGGGGGACCCCGGCUCCCGGCCGCCGCAGCCGCUGGACCGCUACCCGCUGUCCUCCGACCGCCCGCCCAGGCUCGGUCCCGAGUACCAGUCGGUCCGGCAGGCGAACGGCAUUCCCGUCCCCAAUGGAUUUCCUAAGCCCGACGAGCCGCCGGAGCUGAACCGCCAGAGUCCCAACCCGCGUCGGAACAGCGCGGUCCCCCCGAACCUCGUGCCUUUGGUUAACGGGAGCAUGCCCCCGGGGCACCCCGUCAACGGCAGACCGGGCCAGAUGGGGCUUCCCCCCGCGCUGGCGGCCGGCAGCCCCACGGACCUGGGCAAGAGACCCGCCUCGGUGUCCAGCAGCGAGCACGACAGGGAGGCGAAGGAGAAGCACAGACCGGACAGCCUCACGCCGGAGAUCCCCGAGAGCCACAAGAGCCGCGCGGACGCGGACUGGAUGGGCAAGGGCAAGACGGUGCGGGACCUGAUGGCCCUGCACACGUUCGACAGCAGGUUGCGGAAGGACCAUGUGGCCAUGCCACAAAGGGUUAUGGGCUACGAGUCCAGCGCCACGGCUUCAAAGUCAGACAGAGGAAAGCUCCCGCGGAACAUGAAGCGGAAAGCGUCGCCCGAGCCGGAGGCGGAGGGCACCGCCGCCAAGCUCAACGGCGACGGACAGCAGUGGCUGCCGGCGGCGCCCGACGGCCUCAAGAUGCCCCCGGUGCCGCCUCCGAGCUUCGCCUCCCCCCCCUCCACCAUCUCCCCCCACUCCCGCACCACCCCGCCCGAGGCGGCCCAGAACAACCAGUCGCCCAUGCAGGCGCUCAUCAUGGCGGCCGACAACGCCGGCGGCAACAGCUCCCCCAAGGACGCCAACCAGGUCCACUCCACCACCCGCCGGAACAGCAGCAGCCCCCUGUCGCCGUCCUCCAUGAGCCAGAGGAGGCUGGCGCAGAGGGAGGCGUCGGGCGCCGGCACCCCCCACGUGCCCGGCAUGGACCAAGUGCACCCCCAGAGCAUUCCGGACUCCUCGGUACCGGGCAGCAUACCACUGUGCUGCACGCUGUGCCACGAGCGCUUGGAGGACACACACUUUGUACAGUGCCCGUCCGUGCCCUCGCACAAGUUCUGCUUCCCGUGCUCGAGGGAAAGCAUAAAGCAGCAGGGCGCCACGGGCGAAGUGUACUGUCCGAGCGGGGAGAAGUGCCCCCUGGUCGGCUCGAACGUACCGUGGGCUUUCAUGCAGGGAGAAAUCGCCACCAUCCUGGCAGGAGACGUCAAAGUAAAAAAGGAGAGGGACCCUUGAUUUUGUUUGAACACUUCUUUGGGGAGGGAAAGCAAAAAUAUGAGUAUAAAUAUAUAAAUAUCACAUACAUACCAUUCAAACAAACUAACGGACUUGUACAUAUUGGACCCAAGGGAAGACUAUACUUCGUAAACAUGGUUGUAUAAUUUUUGAUUUUUGAAUACAUUGUGUUUCUAUAUUUUUGAAGAUAAAGGUAUGUACUCAUUAUAAUGGACUACGUUCCUCUUUGUUGAUGUUUAACAAAAUUCUUGAUGUACUUCUAGGUCUGGUGGCAGUUCCUGUUUAACGUAGAAUGUGACUAAUGCUACUCUACGAGCACUUGGCAAAAACUGAAAUGCUUUUAGCUGUACUUGUAUGCACUUGUUUAAAAAUUGCCAAAUACAAUUUCUGAUCUUGUAUGAA